CCCGGCGGAGCGGCGGGACCCCGGGAGCCCGCGGGCACGGCCGGGCGGCUCCGAUCCCGGGCGGCUCCGAUCCCGGCGGGCACCGGCACCGAGCGCUGCGCCCCCCCCGGCCGGGGCAGAACCGGCACCGAGCGGCCCUUCCCGCCCUCACCGGGCGCUCAGCGGGCCGGAGCGCAGCGGACCGAGCCUUCCCGGCCGCCGCCGAGCCCUGCCCGGCCAGCCCGACCUUGUCCAGGCCGGAGCGGAGCCCCGGGCGCCGCCGAGCCCUGCCCGGUGCCGGUACCGGAGCCGCCAUGGCGGCGCCGCUCGCCCCCGCCGGGUUCCAGUUCGCCAUCGACCGCGGCGGGACCUUCACGGACGUGUUCGCCCGCUGCCCCGGCGGCCGCGUCCGCGUCCUCAAGCUGCUCUCCGAGGACCCCGCGUACCGGGACGCGCCCACCGAGGGCAUCCGCCGCGUCCUGCAGGAGGAGCUGGGGGUGCCGCUGCCCCGGGAGCAGCCGCUGGACGGCUCCGGGAUCCAGUGGAUCCGCAUGGGCACCACGGUGGCCACCAACGCGCUGCUGCAGCGCCGCGGGGAGCGCGCCGCGCUGGCCGUGACCCGCGGCUUCCGGCACCUGCUGCACAUCGGCACGCAGGCCCGGCCCCGCCUCUUCGACCUGGAGGUGGCCAUGCCCGACGUGCUCUACGAGGAGGUCAUCGAGGUGGACGAGCGGCUGGUCCCGGAGCAGCCCGACUGUCACCUGCCGGGCAGUGACACCUGGCCCCGGGUGCAAGGUGUCUCGGGGGUGACCCUGCUGGUGCAGCGGCCGCUGGACGUGGCGCGGCUGCGCCGGGACCUGGAGCGGGUCCUGGCCCGCGGCAUCCGGAGCCUGGCGGUGCUGCUGCUGCACAGCUACGCGUGGCCCGGGCACGAGCAGCAGGUGGGCGCGCUGGCGCUGGAGCUGGGCUUCGCGCAGGUGUCGCUGUCGGCGGCCGUGGCGGGCAUGGCGCGCGCGGUGCCGCGGGGGCUCACGGCCUGCGCCGACGCCUACCUGAGCCCAGGUGUGCGGCGCUACCUGCGCCACUUCUGCCGCGGCUUCCGCCACGGCCUCUCGGGGGUGCAGGUGCUGUUCAUGCGCUCCGACGGGGGGCUCACGCCCAUGGCCACCUUCGGGGGGGCCCGGGCCAUCCUGUCGGGCCCGGCCGCGGGGGUCGUGGGCUACGCCCGGACCACCUUCGACCCCCGGGACGGGACCCCCGUGAUCGGCUUCGACAUGGGAGGCACCUCGACCGACGUGAGCCGCUACGCGGGCGAGUUCGAGCAACGUGUUCGAGGGCCACCACGGCCGGGGGUCGCCAUCCAGGCCCCCCAGCUGGACAUCAACACCGUGGCGGCCGGGGGGGGCUCCCGCCUCUUCUUCCGGUCCGGUCUCUACGUGGUCGGUCCCGAGUCCGCGGGCGCCCACCCGGGCCCCGCCUGUUACCGCAAGGGUGAGCGGUCCCUGACUGUCACCGACGCCAACCUGGUGCUGGGCCGGCUGCUCCCCGAGUACUUCCCGCGGAUCUUCGGCCCCACCGAGGACCAGCCCCUGUGUCGCGACACGGCCGUGGCGGCGUUCCGCGAGCUGGCCGCCACCAUCCGCGCCUUCCAGAGCGCCGCGGGCGACACCGGCGACACCGGGGACACCGGCGACACCGGCGACACCGGCGGCACCGGCGGCGCCGAGGCGCUCUCGGUGGAGGAGGUGGCCCUGGGCUUCAUCCGGGUGGCCAACGAGGCCAUGUGCCGGCCCAUCCGCGCCCUCACGCAGGCGCGGGGACACGACGCGGCGCGGCACGUGCUGGCGUGUUUCGGGGGGGCCGGGGGCCAGCACGCGUGUGCCAUCGCCCGCACGCUGGGCAUGGCCAAGGUCUUCAUCCACAAGCACAGCGGGCUGCUGUCGGCGCUGGGGCUGGCGCUGGCGGACGCGGUGCAGGAGGAGCAGGAGCCGUGCGCGCUCCCGUACGGCCCCGCCGCCUUCCCGCGGCUCGAGGAGCGGCUCCGCGAGCUCGAGCGGCGCUGCCGGGACGCGCUGCGGGCCCAGGGCUUCGCCCCGGAGCAGAUCCGCACGGAGCCGUUCCUGCACCUGCGCUACGAGGGCACCGACUGCGCCUCAUGGUGUCGGCCCGCGGGGCACCCCGCGCACCCCGGCUCCUGCGCCGCCGGCGACUUCCUGGCCGCCUUCACCGCCCUGUACCGGCAGGAGUUCGGUUUCACCAUCCCGG
Vidua macroura (Pin-tailed whydah) is the source of this 2244-nucleotide messenger RNA. It is a transcript of the gene OPLAH, whose product is annotated as 5-oxoprolinase, ATP-hydrolysing. Gene Ontology annotation, molecular function: 5-oxoprolinase (ATP-hydrolyzing) activity. Gene Ontology annotation, biological process: glutathione metabolic process. Lineage: Eukaryota; Metazoa; Chordata; Aves; Passeriformes; Viduidae. Gene Ontology annotation, cellular component: cytosol. The record is from RefSeq and is a predicted model, not a curated record.